UCUUUGUCUGUGGUUAGGAGAGAAGGCAGAGAGUCAAGGGUUUGCCUGAAGAAAGCUGAAUUUUCAGAAGAAGGGCACGCAAACCCUCGGAAAGAACGGUGGAAAAAGGCCUGGACGGUUUCCACUGUAAUUAUUUCUGUUAUAAACUCUUGACUUAUAUUCCUAUUUGUAACACUUCUAGACCAGAGCUUUCUUAAACCUACUGGAGCUGCAAGAAGAGCCACUGUUUCUUUUUGGAAAGGUCUUAAGUCACUAGUAUUGACCAUGCAGACCACCUGGAUCCUGCUGCUUGUCUCUCUGGGCGUCUCUACCCUGGCUGGUGCUGAGAAAGGCCUCGAAUUCCCACGUUAUGAUGGCAAAGAUCGUGUCCUGGACAUUAAUGAGAAGAACUACCGCAAAGCCCUGAAGAAAUACGACAUGCUGUGCCUGUUCUACCACACUCCUCUGCCAACUGCAAAAGAGCUGCAGAAACAGCUACAAAUGGCUGAAUUAGUGCUAGAGUUAGCUGCUCAAGUCUUGGAGGAAAAGGAUAUUGGCUUUGGAAUGGUUGACUCCCAAAAAGAUGCUAAGGUUGCCAAGAAACUAGGUCUGCAUGAGGAAGGCAGCGUCUAUGUCUUUAAGGAGGACCGUGUGAUUGAAUUUGAUGGCUUGCUCGCUGCAGACACUCUUGUGGAAUUCCUUCUGGAUCUGUUGGAAGAUCCGGUUGAGAUAAUUGACAAUGCUUUGGAGUUACGAGCUUUUGACCGUAUGGAGGAAGACAUCAAACUCAUUGGUUUCUUCAAGAGUCGUGACUCUGAACAUUAUCUUGCUUUCCAAGAGGCAGCUGAACAGUUUCAGCCUUUUAUCAAUUUUUUUGCCACCUUUGAGAAAUCUGUUGCAAAAGAGCUGACUCUAAAGAUGAAUGAGGUGGACUUCUAUGAGCCCUUCAUGGAGGAACCAGUCACCAUUCCAGACAAACCACACUCAGAGGAAGAGCUGGUGGCCUUCAUAUCCGAACACAGGAGACCAACUCUAAGAAAGCUCAGGGCAGAAGACAUGUUUGAGACCUGGGAGGAUGAUUUGAAUGGAAUUCACAUUGUAGCCUUUGCAGAAGAAGAGGACCCUGAUGGUUUUGAAUUCUUGGAGAUUUUGAAGGAGGUGGCCAGAGACAACACACACAAUCCAGACCUGAGUAUUGUGUGGAUUGACCCAGACAACUUCCCACUGCUCAUUCCUUACUGGGAGAAGACCUUCAAGGUUGACCUCUUCAGACCACAGAUUGGUGUAGUUAAUGUUACAGAUGCGGACAGUGUCUGGUUGGAGAUACCUGAUGAUGAUGAGCUGCCGUCACCUGAAGAGCUGGAAAACUGGAUAGAAGAUGUGCUCUCUGGAACAGUGAAUACAGAGGAUGAUGAUGACGAUGAUGACGAAGAUGAUGAUGACGAUGAUGAUGAUGAUGAAUGAUUCAUAUACUGUGAACCUCAAACAAAUCUGCUAAAAAUAACUUUCUUUUACAGCAAAAUCAUUUUGUACAUUUUGUACACUGCAGAGUUCUCUUAAUGUUAAACUGAAAUUAUACAAGUCAAAGAAGUCUCUUAUUUAUCUAGGUGAAAAUUAUUUAUUUUAUUCACUUCUAAACUGGAAAUUGAUAAAGGGAUUCAAAUGAAAUACUGCAGUGAAAUUUUGUCACUGCAUCAGUUAUUACUCUCUUGUACAUUUUCUACUGUAAUCAAUCACACAAGACAAUAAAACUUUA
Messenger RNA from Sinocyclocheilus grahami, 1735 nucleotides. RefSeq names its product calsequestrin-2-like. Lineage: Eukaryota; Metazoa; Chordata; Actinopteri; Cypriniformes; Cyprinidae. The record is from RefSeq and is a predicted model, not a curated record. Bases 265 to 1443 code for a protein of 392 amino acids. Gene Ontology annotation, molecular function: calcium ion binding. Gene Ontology annotation, biological process: regulation of cardiac muscle contraction by regulation of the release of sequestered calcium ion. The transcript is spliced from 11 exons. Gene Ontology annotation, cellular component: sarcoplasmic reticulum lumen; Z disc.